GUACAAAAAUUUUGUUUCAUUUUGAGCAAAUUUUGACGUAUAAUACUUACAUACUUGUUUUGCUAACCGCCGUCUUUCGUUGAUCUCAUUUUUUUUUACACUAGACACACCUGCAAUACCCUCGAUGUUGCGUGUUCGUUUGCCAUUUGUACAUGUAUUGUAUAAAAAUCUCAAAAUAUCCUUAUUUAUUAAAUAGACGUUGUGGAGGAUCCGAAUAUACAUAAUAACAUUCAUAUACUUAAAACAUUUCUCUCUUUGGUAGUCACGGAAGGUAAAAUAGAAGGAUAUUAAAGUCACAUAAUACUGAUACAAGAUAUUGAAAUGAGGUAAUCAAAUUUUCAUUUGUCAUAUUUUAAUGGUAUUUAUUUAGGGACAUUACAUGUUGUCAUAUUUACUAACAAUUAUACCUUUAACAUAUAAAUACCCAAAUCUGUGUAGUAAGCGACAACUGUAACGAAAGUUUAGAAUGAAAAUAGAGCUAUGAUUUUUAUUAUAUUACUUUUUACAAUUAAUGUAACAAUAAUACAUUCUACAUCAAUAAUGUACUUUCAAGGAGAAACAGAUUACGAAGAAUUGAAAACAUGUAUAGUAAAAAUAAUUGUAACACAACUAAAAAAAGGCACUGAAUUAACUGUGAUAAGUAAUGCUGAAGAUUUGUUAUCUGAUAUCCAUAAUUCCACUCAUGUAAAGUUAAGUUUUCGUAGUCCAGAUAUUCAUGGUAAAAACUAUUCUUACAUAGAAGUAUAUUUAAUCUCAGCUAACGAUGCUAAUGAUUUGGAUUAUACAAUAAAUACACUAAAGCUGGAAUGGAGUUGGAACCCUAAAGCUAAGUUCAUAAUAACAUUGAGGUGCCAAGCAGAUAUGGAAGAAUUGAGAGCUGUUUUUAAAUUGUUGCUAAUUUCUAACAUAUUAAAUAUUUUGCUUGUUACUAGAGUUGAAAGUAAAUAUUUUGUUUAUACAUACUUUCCUUAUGGAGAAGGCAAUUGUGGACGUAAUUAUGAAAAUAUUACAAAAUGUUGUGAGUGUAAUGAACUCAGAAGUGAUUUUAAUAUUUUUCCUGACGAUACCUCAAGAACAUUGAAGAAUUGUACAUUGCGCGUACUUACACAUCAUGAUCCUCCAUUUGCAAUAAUUUCAGAGACGGAAAAAAGAACAGUUAUUGGUUAUGAGCAACGAGUUAUGGAUUUAUUAGCAGAAAGCGAGAAGUUCCGCAUAUCGUAUACCUAUGAUCAUAGACUUGAUAGAUUUGGAUACGUACUCCCGAAUAAUUUUUCAGCAACCCAACUUUUAGAAUCAAUACAGAGUAAAGAAGUUGACGUAGUUAUGGGUGGUUUUGUCUUAAUUAGAAAUCGAAUAUAUUUGUGUGAUUUUAUUUGGACAUAUUUUGGAUCUAGUGAUAAUUAUUUAAAAGGUUUUUCAUCACAGCGAGAAUAUAUUGGCAGAUGGAGAAUAAUUUAUGACAGCUUUGAUGAAGAUACCUUCAUAUCAUUGCUAGUUGUACUAUUUACUAAUAGGAGAAGAGCUAAAUUAUGGUGCGAAAGUUGUAUUAUAUGUUUGGGGUUCAAUGUUUGGAAAUAUAUCGCCAUAUUUUCAAAAAUUUAUUCAAAUGAAACGAUAUUUGUUAUUGUGGAUUGGGUUUGUAUUUUUGAUCAAUAAUUUCUAUCAAACAUCAUUAAUUAGUCUAGCAACAAAACCCAGUGUACGUCCUGGAAUUGAAAGUGCUGACAUAUUGUUAAAGUUAGGAUACCGUCCUUGUAUGUCCAAUUCUUCAAGGUUGUUGU
Molecule: messenger RNA, 1781 nt
Organism: Galleria mellonella (greater wax moth)
Lineage: Eukaryota; Metazoa; Arthropoda; Insecta; Lepidoptera; Pyralidae
Exons: 1
Coding region: 481-1656 (391 amino acids)
Source: RefSeq, a predicted model, not a curated record